CACCAGAAAGCAAGCAGAGCAGGAAGAAAUUCAAAUUUGCGAAUAUUCUCUCUCUCUCCCCGGCGAAGGCGACGGCGAAGGAGAAGGCUACGGCGAUCGGCGGCGAUCGGCGGCAUGAAGCUUAAGAUGAACAAGGCCUGCGACAUCGCCUCCAUCUCCGUCCUCCCUCCCCGGAGGACCGGAGGGAGCAGCGGCGCGUCGGCUUCCGGUUCCGUGGCGGUGGCGGUGGCGUCUCAGCCGCGGUCGCAGCCGCUCUCGCAGUCGCAGCAGUCCUUCUCGCAGGGCGCCUCCGCCUCGCUCUUGCACUCGCAGUCGCAGUUCUCGCAGGUCUCCCUCGACGACAACCUCCUCACCCUCCUCCCUUCCCCCACCCGCGAUCAGAGAUUUGGCUUGCAUGAUGACUCAUCCAAGAGGAUGUCCUCUUUACCAGCCAGUUCAGCUUCUUGCGCGCGAGAAGAGUCUCAGCUGCAACUGGCAAAAUUACCAAGCAACCCAGUGCACCGCUGGAACCCCUCCAUUGCAGAUACUAGAUCAGGUCAGGUUACUAAUGAGGAUGUUGAGCGCAAAUUUCAGCAUCUGGCAAGCUCAGUACAUAAGAUGGGGAUGGUGGUAGACUCAGUCCAAAGUGACGUAAUGCAGUUAAACAGAGCCAUGAAGGAGGCAUCAUUAGAUUCUGGUAGCAUACGGCAAAAGAUUGCUGUCCUUGAAAGCUCACUUCAGCAAAUUCUUAAGGGACAAGACGAUCUCAAAGCACUCUUUGGAAGCAGCACAAAACACAAUCCUGAUCAGACAAGUGUUCUGAAUUCUCUAGGCAGCAAAUUGAAUGAGAUAUCCUCGACCCUUGCAACCUUGCAGACACAAAUGCAAGCAAGACAACUGCAGGGUGAUCAGACAACUGUUCUGAAUUCUAAUGCCAGCAAAUCGAAUGAGAUAUCCUCGACUCUUGCAACCCUGCAGACACAAAUGCAAGCAGAUAUAAGACAACUGCGGUGUGACGUCUUCAGAGUUUUUACAAAAGAGAUGGAGGGGGUUGUUAGAGCUAUCAGGUCUGUCAAUAGUAGGCCUGCUGCAAUGCAAAUGAUGGCAGACCAGAGUUACCAAGUACCAGUUUCAAAUGGAUGGACCCAGAUUAACCAGACACCAGUAGCAGCUGGAAGGUCUCCAAUGAACCGAGCACCAGUAGCAGCUGGAAGGUCCCGGAUGAACCAAUUACCUGAAACAAAAGUGCUUUCUGCACAUUUGGUUUAUCCUGCAAAGGUGACAGAUCUGAAGCCAAAGGUGGAGCAGGGAAAGGUAAAAGCAGCUCCACAAAAGCCGUUUGCUUCGAGCUACUACAGGGUGGCACCUAAACAGGAAGAGGUAGCGAUUAGAAAGGUCAAUAUACAAGUGCCAGCAAAGAAGGCACCAGUCAGCAUAAUCAUCGAGUCGGAUGAUGACAGUGAAGGACGUGCGUCCUGCGUGAUUUUGAAGACAGAAACAGGUAGCAAGGAGUGGAAAGUGACAAAGCAAGGCACCGAAGAGGGCCUGGAGAUCCUGCGGAGGGCGAGGAAGAGGAGGAGGAGAGAGAUGCAGUCCAUCGUGCUCGCAUCCUAGCUAAUUAAUGGUAACGCCGCAUGCAUCGUCAUCAUCAUCUCAAGAUUGACUGAUUGUUUUAACAUAAAGCCAAACAAAGGAAAGAGAUAAAGAUUACGACAAGACGAAAUUAAAAGGUAAAUCAACCACUAAACUAGAGAGCUAGAACCUGCUGUCCAGUGCUGCUGUUGUUAUUGUUGCGGUUGUUGUUGGGAGGUCGAGUGGACAACUAACUUACCAUGCUGCCGAAUGCUGUACCGCAUCACAAACAGACACCACUUUUCGCACAUACUGUAGAGCAACCAGCUGAUGCCAUUCCUAUA
Oryza sativa Japonica Group (Japanese rice) is the source of this 1895-nucleotide messenger RNA. The record is from RefSeq and is a predicted model, not a curated record. Lineage: Eukaryota; Viridiplantae; Streptophyta; Magnoliopsida; Poales; Poaceae.